Messenger RNA from Onychostruthus taczanowskii (white-rumped snowfinch), 3218 nucleotides. RefSeq names its product LDL receptor related protein 8 (gene LRP8). Gene Ontology annotation, molecular function: protein binding; calcium ion binding. The transcript is spliced from 19 exons. The record is from RefSeq and is a predicted model, not a curated record. Lineage: Eukaryota; Metazoa; Chordata; Aves; Passeriformes; Passeridae. Bases 9 to 2771 code for a protein of 920 amino acids.
CGAGCACCAUGUGCCGGCCAGCGCUCGCCCGGCUGCUGCUCCUCCAGCUGCUGCUGCUCAAGCUGCACCUCGGCAAAGGCGCCGUCAAGGAGUGCGAGGAGAACCAGUUCCAAUGCCGGAACGAGCGGUGCAUCCCCGCCAUCUGGAAAUGCGACGAGGACGACGACUGCUCGGAUAACAGUGACGAGGCAGAUUGCCCAAAGAAAACUUGUGCUGAGUCAGAUUUCACUUGUGACAAUGGACACUGCAUCCCAGCCAGGUGGAAAUGUGAUGGGGAAGAAGAAUGUCCCGACGGGUCGGAUGAAUCAGAAGCAGCCUGCACCAAACAAGUGUGUCCAUCUGAAAAAAUUAGCUGUGGAGACUUAAGCAACAAGUGCAUCCCAUUGUCCUGGAGAUGUGAUGGGCAGAAGGACUGUGAAAGUGGAAUUGAUGAGGCUGGUUGCACUCCUGCCUGUUCGCCCAAUGAGUUCCAGUGCAGUAACAAGUCGUGCAUCUCCAUCAUCUUCGUGUGUGACGGCGACAACGACUGCGGGGAUGGCAGCGAUGAAAGGAAGUGCUCCCCUCUGACCUGCAACCCCAGCGAGUUCCAGUGCAACAACAGCGUGUGCAUCCCGGAGCUGUGGGUGUGCGACAACCAGCCCGACUGCGAGGAUCAGUCGGACGAGUCCAUGGAGAAGUGCGGCUACGACGCCAAGGCGCUCAACACGUGCGCGGCCCACGAGUUCCAGUGCGGGAACGGCGAGUGCAUCCACCUCAACUGGAAGUGUGACGGGGACGAGGACUGCAAGGACAAGUCUGAUGAGCAGGACUGCCCUCUGGUGACCUGCCAGCCAGAUGAAUUUCAGUGCGGUGAUGGGACCUGUAUCCAUGGAGCAAAGCAGUGUGACAAGGUGCACGACUGUCCUGACGACAGCGAUGAGGCCGGCUGUGUCCAAGAGUCAGCAUGUGAAAGUCCCAGCAAGUUUCAGUGUAAGAGUGGAGAGUGCAUUGACGGAGGCAAAGUGUGCGAUUCACAUAGAGACUGCAGGGACUGGUCUGACGAGCCUCUGAAAGAAUGUGGUGUUAAUGAAUGCUCGAUGAACAACGGUGGCUGCUCGCACAUAUGCAAAGAUUUGAAGAUCGGUUACGAGUGCGAAUGCCCGCCUGGAUACAAGCUUCUGGAUAAAAAAACGUGUGGAGACAUAGAUGAAUGUGAGAAUCCAGACGCUUGUAGCCAGAUCUGCAUUAAUUACAAGGGAGACUACAAAUGUGAGUGCUACGAAGGAUACGAGAUGGACACCCUGUCCAAGAACUGCAAAGCUGUAGGCAAGAGCCCGUACCUGAUCUUCACCAAUCGCCACGAGGUCCGUAAAAUAGACCUGGUGAAAAGGGACUAUUCCCGUAUCAUUCCCAUGCUGAAGAACGUGGUGGCGCUGGAUGUGGAGGUGUCAACAAACAGAAUAUAUUGGUGUGACUUGUUCUACCGAAAAAUCUACAGCGCCUACAUCGACAAAGCCAGCGACACGGCCGAGCAGGUGAUCCUCAUCGACAGCCAGCUCAACUCCCCCGAGGGACUGGCCAUCGACUGGGUCCAUAAGAACAUCUACUGGACAGACUCUGGAAACAAGACCAUCUCAGUGGCCACUGCAGAUGGAAGCAGGAGGAGGACACUUUUCAACAGUGACCUCAGCGAGCCCAGAGCCAUCGCUGUGGAUCCCACACAGAGGUUCAUGUACUGGUCUGACUGGGGAGACAAAGCCAAGAUCGAGAAGGCCGGUCUGAACGGCGUGGGGCGGCGGGUGCUGGUCACCGACAACAUCGAGUGGCCAAACGGCAUCACCCUUGAUUUGCUGAAUCAGCGUCUCUACUGGGUAGACUCCAAAUUGCAUUCACUGUCCUGCAUUGAUUUCAAUGGCAGCAACAGAAAAGUUCUGAUCUCCUCUGUGGAUGAUCUGAGCCAUCCUUUUGGCUUGGCAGUGUUUGAGGACAGAGUGUUCUGGACUGACCUGGAGAACGAGGCGAUCUUCAGUGCAAACAGGCUCAAUGGCUUGGACAUCUCCAUUCUGGCAGAGAAUCUCAAUAACCCUCAUGACAUCGUGGUGUUCCAUGAAUUAAAGCAGCCCAAAGCUCCAGAUUUCUGUGAGCUCAGCCCCCAGCCAAACGGAGGCUGUGACUACUUGUGUCUUCCUGCACCUCAGAUCUCGCCCCAUUCCCCCAAGUACACGUGUGCCUGUCCUGACAAUAUGUGGCUGGGUCCUGACAUGAAAAAAUGCUACAAAGAUCUUCCAACCACUGCAACCCCUGUAGUGGUUCCCACAAGCACAGCGUCCCGUGCUGACGGCACCACGACCAUCGCUGCUGUACCUGGCAGUGCCAAUGACACCACUGAAGUCGUCCCCAAAGCUGUACCAGAAGCUACAAUCACCACCCCAAGUCUUCAUUUACCUUCCACCACAUCCAUCCUGAUAGACUCUGAGAUGACCACUGGAAACAGCAAUUUAUCACAGCACUAUGCAAAUGAUGAUGAAGGCUUCGGUUCAACUGUGACAGCAGCUGUGAUUGGGAUUGUCAUUCCUGUGGUGGUCAUUGGCUUGCUGUGCAUGGGAGGAUACCUCAUCUGGAGAAACUGGAAGCGGAAGAAUACUAAAAGCAUGAAUUUUGAUAAUCCAGUUUAUAGGAAGACAACAGAAGAGGAAGAUGAAGAUGAAAUCCACAUUGGGCGAACUGCCCAAAUUGGACACGUGUACCCUGCACGUGUAGCAUUAAGCUUAGAAGAUGAUGGGUUGCCAUGAGGAUGAAGAUGCUGCUCCAGUCAUCUGAACACUGAACAAAUCUGCUUUGGAUCACAGAACCUUCUUCUUCUUUUUGGUCAUUAUUUAUGUUGCAGAAGGGUAACCACAAAGUUAUAAUGAACUGCAAACAUCCAAAGGAUGUGAGAGUUUUGUAUGUAUAAUCUUUUAUACACAUUUUAACUUGUUGCACUACCCAUUUGUGAUAGUGAAUAAGCAACAGCUGAGCUACUAACUCAAUGUACAUAACCAGCCAGGCUGAAGGUUCAGUAGCUAUUGCUUUAUUUUAAGACUAUAUUUAUAGAUAUUUUGUAAAUAUGUUGAAUAUGCUUUGUGGCUAUCCAUCAACAUAAGUAAAAUAAAUUCUGUACAGGCAGUUUAGAAAUAUUUAUUAACAAAAUCUGGAUUAUGAGAUCUGUUCUGUAAAUACAGUAGAGGGGUGAGAGUAUU